GCAGCCUUGGUGUAGGGCCGCGCCCUUGCCGGCUGCCCGACUUUAGUGGGCUGGGCAAGGCAGGGUAUAAAGGAGCGGGAGCUCUGCGAGCAGCACUUAGGACUCCUCUGUUUAAAGUCCGCAUCGCUCAGCCCGGCACCUCGCCCAGGCCGCGAUCGCCCCGACAACCACCAGCCCAACCAAUCAUCAACCUGACUGCGUCCGAGCCAUGGCUGUCAGAAAAGCACUGAUCGUACUGGCUCACUCGGAGAGGACGUCCUUCAACUAUGCUAUGAAGGAGGCUGCUGCAGAAGCUUUGAAGAAGAAAGGAUGGGAGGUGGCCGAGUCAGACCUCUAUGCCAUGAACUUCAAUCCCAUCAUUUCCAGAAAGGAUAUCACAGGUAAACUGAAGAACCCUGAGAACUUUCAGUAUCCUGCUGAGUCUGUUCUAGCUUAUAAAGAAGGCCGUCUGAGCCCAGAUAUUGUGGCUGAACAAAAGAAGCUGGAAGCUGCAGAUCUUGUGAUAUUUCAGUUCCCACUGCAGUGGUUUGGAGUCCCUGCCAUUCUGAAAGGCUGGUUUGAGCGAGUGCUGAUAGGAGAGUUUGCAUACACGUAUGCUGCCAUGUAUGACAAGGGACCUUUCCGGAAUAAGAAGACCGUGCUUUCUAUCACCACUGGUGGCAGCGGCUCCAUGUACUCUCUUCAGGGUGUCCAUGGGGACAUGAAUAUCAUUCUCUGGCCAAUUCAGGUACCUCAUUUUCCCUGAAGCUUUGGGGGAAUUCACUAGUGGAGCUUUCUGUGGGGUCCAAAAUCUGAAGACAAUGUUAAAAACAGAUCUGAGCCAUUUAGAUGA
Messenger RNA from Otolemur garnettii (small-eared galago), 832 nucleotides. It is a transcript of the gene NQO1, whose product is annotated as NAD(P)H quinone dehydrogenase 1. Gene Ontology annotation, cellular component: cytosol. The coding region runs from base 209 to 745 and encodes 178 amino acids. The record is from RefSeq and is a predicted model, not a curated record. The transcript is spliced from 5 exons. NCBI's taxonomy places the organism in Eukaryota, Metazoa, Chordata, Mammalia, Primates, Galagidae. Gene Ontology annotation, molecular function: NAD(P)H dehydrogenase (quinone) activity.